AGCGACCACGGGAGAAUGGAGUGGACGAUUGUGAGGGUGUACAUUGUGGCUGAAAUGACAAGAAGAUGCAACUCAACUGUGGGUUUUAUCGGUUUGGGUAACAUGGGGAAGCACAUGGCAAGAAACCUUGUUAAGAAGGGGUUCAAUAUAGUUGCUUACGACAGCAAUAGCAGUGCAGCAGAGAGUGUCAGCAGCGGUGGGGAAGGAGUGAAUGUGAACAUUGCAAGCAGCAUAGCUGAGCUCUCAUCGAAAGUGGACUCUGUGGUCACAAUGCUUCCCGACAAUGAUAGCGUUAUGCAGGUUUAUUCAAGUGAUGACGGAAUAAUAAAGAAUGCAAAAAAAGGCGCAACACUGAUCGAUUCCAGUACAGUAGAUCCCAAAGUUCCGCAGGCUGUUGGUACAUUAGCAGAGAAACAAGGACUAGUGUUUUUUGACGCACCUGUAUCAGGAGGUGUUAUGGCCGCCGAGAACGCUCAAUUAACAUUUAUGGUGGGUGGAAUUGAAAACGAAGUUUGCCGAUUGGAGGCAAUCCUUGAAGCAAUGGGCAAGAAAAUGUUCUACUGUGGGAAAUAUGGAUCGGGUCAAGCUGCUAAAAUUUGCAACAAUAUGAUUUUGGGAAUAAGCAUGGGAGCUGUUUCCGAGGGUCUGAAUCUUGGAGUUGGGUUUGGGUUGGAUCCUAAAUUGCUGUCGGCUGUAAUAAACAGUAGUUCCGGCCGAUGUUGGGCAUCCGAAGUAUACAAUCCAGUACCUGGAAUCCUUGAAACAUCUCCAAGUUCAAAAGAUUAUCAGGGUGGAUUUGCUUCCAAACUCAUUACCAAAGACCUGAGUCUUGCAGUUGAACUAGCCAAGAGGACGUCUAGCAGUGUCCCUUUGGGAAACAAGGUUUUCGAGCUCUACAAAGAAAUUUGUAAGGGGCAGUAUGCAGAUCGUGAUUUUUCAAUCAUGUACAAGUUUCUGAAUGAAAGUAAAGGAAAAGUAUAAGAAAAA
This is a messenger RNA of Nilaparvata lugens (brown planthopper), 987 nucleotides long. Its product is annotated as 3-hydroxyisobutyrate dehydrogenase, mitochondrial. Gene Ontology annotation, biological process: L-valine catabolic process. The coding region runs from base 16 to 981 and encodes 321 amino acids. The transcript is spliced from 7 exons. NCBI's taxonomy places the organism in Eukaryota, Metazoa, Arthropoda, Insecta, Hemiptera, Delphacidae. Gene Ontology annotation, molecular function: NADP binding; 3-hydroxyisobutyrate dehydrogenase activity; NAD binding. Gene Ontology annotation, cellular component: mitochondrion. The record is from RefSeq and is a predicted model, not a curated record.